GUGCUUCAUGAACAAAAAAGACAAAUAAGGAACGUGCGCAGUCAAGUUCUCCAAAGUCCACACAUCAUUGAGGAAAACAUGGAGGGGUUUUGGUCUGCGAGGUGUUGAACUCUCUGCAAUCUCACCAGGUGAAUUUGCAUCCUAGUAUCUUCAGAUAUAAGUUAGCUGAGAUUAAUUAUUGAAGAAAAGUGAAGCAAGCAUAGGCAAUUAGGCAUAUAUAGCUGAAUCUUUGUGUUUCAAAUUGGAAGAAUGGUUCUCAAGUUUUUGGGUUUUGGCCGUUCCAAGAAGCACUCAAGUUCAUCUAAGAAGCCCUGCCCAACUGUAAUAGAAGAGCUGUGCACUCGAUUUUCUCUCGCCGAUCUUGAGAAAGCAACCAAUAACUUUGAUGAAAAAAAUGUAAUUGGACAAGGAGCCUUUUGUAAAGUUUAUAAAGGUUAUCUCAAAAUUGAUCAUGUUGCUACUGCAGUAGCUGUGAAGCGAAGGGGUAUUUUAUUAAGGCAGCAAGGUGAGGAACCGUUCAAGAUGGAAACUAAGUUGCUCUGCCAACUCCGUCACCCCAAUUUGAUCACUCUGAUCGGAUUCUGCUUCGACGAUGAUGAGAAGAUUAUCGUGUACGAGUACAUGUCCAAUGGUUCCCUCACUGAUCGAGUACUGAGUAAGGAUGCAAGGGAACCACUGUCGUGGAAGACGAGGCUAGAGAUCUGCAUAGGAGCAGCACGUGCGGUGCACUACAUUCACUCGGGACUCAAACGCACCAUCAUUCACCGUCGCGUCAACCCCUCUAACAUUCUUUUGGAUGACAACAUGGUACCUAAACUCUCUGAUUUCGGGAUUUCCAUACAAGGACAGUUGUUCACAGAAAAACCAAAACCAAUUGAAGGAAAACCCCCUGCUGGUACAUUUGGUUACAUGCCUCCCGAGGGUCUAAGCCAAGAAAUCUUGACAGAUAAAUUUGAUGUUUAUUCAUUUGGUGUUGUUCUAUUAGAAGUGGUAUGUGCAAAGCGACUCGGGAGAUUUAUUUAUGAGACUUCUGAUUGUGAAGAAAUAGAAACGUCUAAUAAUGGUUCAGAAUCUCCGUCUCAUAUCACAGAUAAUGGUUCAGAAUCUCCAUCUCAUAUCACAGAUCAUGGUUCAGAAUCUCCAUCUCAUAUCACAGAUCAUGGUUCAGAAUCUCCAUAUCAUAUCACAGAUCAUCAUAUCACAGAUCACAUUAUGUUAAAGCUCCAAGCAGAGGAGAUUGAUCCGGCUCUGGUAGGAAAUAUUGCACCAGAGUGUUAUGCAGUGUACAUAGAUAUCAUUGAUAGGUGCUUGAAGCACGAACCAGAUGAACGACCAACAAUGGGUGAAGUGGAAGUUCUACUUGAGCAUGCGCUGACUUUGCAACUGGUGGAAGACGCCAGAGAUACUAGUGACGAUUAUCUCUGAUUAUUCACUAGCAUUACACAAACACAACAACAAGAGGCUCCAAUUUAAGCUUAGAAUAUGUUGUUUUCAUGAGCCAUGGGUGCAUGCCGUAUUUAUUUCUUUGUUGCUUCGCAACCUGUAACAUCAACCACUGCUUGAGACUAACACACACAAUAAUCUACUGCAUAAUUUAGCAGAAAAUUAGAGUAAGAGGAAGUGUUUUGGGGGCUGAAUUUCUUUCGUAUUUCUCCGGUUAUUAUUUGCAUCAUAUACUCAUGUACUUAUAGUAUGAUAACUGACUGUUACAACUAUCAAAGAGUUACACCAACUUCAUUUUAAUA
Molecule: messenger RNA, 1745 nt
Organism: Lotus japonicus
Lineage: Eukaryota; Viridiplantae; Streptophyta; Magnoliopsida; Fabales; Fabaceae
Product: probable receptor-like protein kinase At5g38990
Exons: 3
Coding region: 250-1425 (391 amino acids)
Biological process (GO): protein autophosphorylation
Cellular component (GO): plasmodesma; plasma membrane
Molecular function (GO): ATP binding; transmembrane receptor protein tyrosine kinase activity
Source: RefSeq, a predicted model, not a curated record